Messenger RNA from Rangifer tarandus platyrhynchus (Svalbard reindeer), 672 nucleotides. The record is from the annotation of a GenBank genome assembly. Lineage: Eukaryota; Metazoa; Chordata; Mammalia; Artiodactyla; Cervidae.
AUGGCUUCCAAACUCCUGCGUGCGGUCAUCCUUGGGCCGCCAGGCUCAGGCAAGGGCACCGUGUGCCAGAGGAUAGCCCAGAACUUUGGCCUCCAGCAUCUCUCCAGCGGCCACUUCUUGCGGGAGAACAUCAAGGCCAACACGGAAGUUGGUGAUAUGGCAAAGCAGUACAUAGAGAAAGGCCUUUUGGUUCCCGAUCAUGUGAUCACACGCCUCAUGCUGUUGGAGCUGGAGAACAGGCGCGGCGAGCACUGGCUACUUGAUGGUUUUCCUCGAACAUUAGUUCAGGCUGAAGCCUUGGACAGAAUAUGUGACCUGGAUCUAGUGAUCACUUUGAAUAUUCCAUUUGAAACGCUCAAAGAUCGUCUCAGCCGACGUUGGAUUCACCCUCCCAGUGGGAGGGUAUAUAACCUGGACUUCAACCCACCUCAUGUACAUGGGACUGAUGAUGUCACUGGUGAACCACUGGUCCAGCAGGAGGAUGACAAGCCUGAAGCAGUUGCUGCCAGACUGAGACAGUACAAGGAUGUGGCAAAGCCAGUCAUCGAGUUAUACAAGAGCCGAGGAGUGCUCCACCAAUUUUCGGGAACCGAGACUAACAAAAUCUGGCCCUAUGUUUACACACUUUUCUCGAACAAGAUCACACCUGUUCAGUCCAAAGAAGCCUACUGA